CCUAGGUGCAUCACGUGAUCCCAACUGCCUCCUGCUUGGUGUUACCUAACAAAACAAGAAUUAUAAUGAGAAUUGGUAGAAGCGUGCGGCGGGCACCCGGCGAAGGUCCGUGUCUGAGGUGGAAGCGGCAGGAAAGGAGCCGACCGGGCAGGAAGAGCUGCGCAGCGGUCGCUGAGUGGGGGCGGGUGGAGAGGCCGAGGCCUGUGCGGGUCACGUGGUGCUGCGCUGUGGUGUUUCCCCGGUAAAGAUGGCGGCUGUGAGGUAGAAAGCGGCUGGUGGCUACGGAGCGACAGCAGCGGUUCUGAGGCGAUACGGCGCCCGAGUGAAGAGUGUUCCUGGGACCGGCAGUAUGAUGGAUCCAAAUCAGGAUUUGUUACUUGCUGCUCUGAGCGAGUGUGGCAUCAGCCCUAACGACCUUUUUGAUGGUGAUUCCUUGGAUAUAGGUCUACUUGCUCCAAGCCAAGCCCCCGUCACCCAGCAAUCUGUGCCAAUUGGUGCUUUAAGUGGAAACAAAGAGAUUGAAGCAUCAGUUUCUGUAAAACAAGAAGCAGUGUCUCUAACAACCCCAGCAUUGCUGAAUGUCCGGCCUCCAUCAACAACAACAUUUGUUCUGAAUCAAAUUAACCAGUUACCACAGCUUGGCAACACAAUAGUGAUGUCAAAAACACCUCCUGUUACUACCACCCGACAGACUAUUACAGUAACAAAAAUCCUUCAAACAAGUGCUACAACAAGGCCAUCCACAGCUGCCACUGUGACUACUGCACCAACAAAAGAACAAAUUCAGUUGAAGGAUCUACUAAAAAAUAGCAGUCUAAAUAAAUUAAUGAAACUGAAACCGCCUUCAAACAUUGCACAGCCAGUUGCAACAGCAGCAAAAUUUGUAAUAUUUUCUCCAAAGGUGGUAAGUGCCACCAAACCAGCUGAUCUUCUCAAUGGUGCAAAAAAAGAUAUUACUAAUAAGGAAGUGACAAGAAUUUGGAUCAAUGAUGACAUUAAGAUGAGAAGUUUUUCACCCACUAAUAAAGUUAAAGAGGAGGAUGAACCAGAGGAAGAAGAUGAAGACGAAAUGGGACAUGCAGAGACCUAUGCAGAAUACAUGCCAAUUAAACUUAAAGUGGGACUGCGACAUCCUGAUCCUGUUGUAGAAACCAGCUCUCUGUCUAGUGUGACGCCACCAGAUGUUUGGUUUCAGACUUCUAUCCCUGAGGAAUCCAUUGACCAUGGCUGGCUAUCGGCUCUGCAAUUAGAAGCUGUAACUUAUGCUGCACAGCAACACGAAACGUUUCUUCCUAAUGGUGAAAGAGCUGGAUUCUUAAUUGGUGAUGGUGCUGGAGUUGGCAAAGGAAGAACCAUUGCUGGAAUCAUAUUUGAAAAUUAUUUGUUAAGUAGGAAAAGGUCGCUGUGGUUUAGUGUGUCAAAUGACUUAAAGUAUGAUGCAGAAAGAGAUCUGAGAGAUAUUGGAGCAAAAAACAUUCAGGUUCAUUCUUUAAAUAAGUUUAAAUAUGGCAAAAUCUCAUCAAAACAUAAUGGAAGUGUGAAGAAGGGUGUCAUAUUUGCUACCUAUUCUUCUCUGAUUGGUGAAAGUCAAUCAGGUGGUAAAUAUAAAACUCGUUUAAAGCAGCUUCUUCAUUGGUGUGGAGAGGACUUUGAUGGUGUUAUUGUAUUUGAUGAAUGUCACAAGGCUAAAAAUCUGUGUCCAGUUGGUUCAUCAAAACCAACAAAGACUGGUUUAGCAGUAUUGGAGCUACAAAACAAGCUGCCUAAAGCCAGGGUUAUAUAUGCUAGUGCCACAGGUGCCUCUGAACCAAGAAACAUGGCUUAUAUGAGUCGUUUAGGAAUCUGGGGUGAAGGCACUCCUUUUAGAGAGUUUAAUGACUUCAUCCAGGCAGUGGAAAGAAGAGGUGUGGGUGCCAUGGAAAUUGUUGCAAUGGAUAUGAAACUGCGUGGCAUGUAUAUUGCAAGACAGCUGAGCUUUACUGGUGUGAGCUUCAAAAUUGAAGAAGUUCCUCUUCGCCACGAUUAUGUCAAAAUGUACAAUAAAUCGGUGAAACUGUGGGUAUUGGCCAGAGAGCGGUUUCAACAAGCUGCUGAUUUAAUUGAUGCUGAGCAACGGAUGAAGAAAUCCAUGUGGGGUCAGUUCUGGUCGGCACACCAGAGAUUUUUCAAAUACCUCUGUAUUGCAUCCAAAGUUAGAAGGGUGGUCCAGCUUGCUCGUGAGGAAAUAAAAAAUGGAAAGUGUGUGGUUAUUGGUCUGCAGUCAACUGGAGAGGCAAGAACUCUUGAAGCUUUGGAGGAAGGUGGUGGAGAGCUAAAUGACUUUGUGUCUACAGCAAAAGGAGUAUUUCAAUCUCUAAUUGAAAAACAUUUCCCUGCUCCUGAUCGAAAGAAACUCUUAAAUUUACUAGGAAUUGACCUAUCGCAACAAAGCAGUAACAAUUCUCCCAGAGACAGCCCUUCUAAAGAUAGCAAGACAAAGAAGAGGAAAGGUGAGGAACUGUCUCGCGAGGCCAAAAAACCCAGAAAAACAGGCGGACUUGCUGGUAGCAGCUCAGAUGAGAUGGACAGUGAGACUUCUGCAUCUGAUAAGGAAGCAGAGAGUGAAAGUGAAAGCUUUAAGUCUAUUAGCUCUGGGGAUGACGAAGAUGAUUUUAACCCUUUUAGGGAUGAAUCCAGUGAAGAUAACGAAGAUGAUCCCUGGCUAAUUAGAAAAGAACAUAAGAAAAGUAAGGAUAAAAAGAAGAAGAAAAAAAGCAUUGAUCCAGAUUCCAUUCAAAGUGCCUUAUUAGCUUCAGGACUUGGGUCUAAACGUCCUAGCUUUUCAUCUGUUAAAUCUGUUCCCACAAUUGCUGCUUCUAGCCUUCCAGCCGUUACAAGUAGUGCUUUAUCCACAAACUUCAAUUCCAGCAACAGUUGUGUCACUAGUCAAGAUUCAGUGGAAAGGGCCCAGCAAAUGAAAAAAGAACUUUUGGACAUACUGGAUGAACUGGCAGAAGCACUUCCUCCAAACACAUUGGAUGAACUUAUUGAUGAGCUUGGUGGUCCUGAUAAUGUAGCAGAGAUGACUGGCCGGAAGGGCAGGGUGGUCAGCAAUGAUGAUGGAAGUAUAUCAUACGAGUCACGAUCGGAACUUGAUGUUCCUGUAGAAAUUCUUAAUAUCACUGAAAAGCAAAGGUUUAUGGAUGGUGAAAAGAAUAUAGCAAUCAUCUCAGAAGCUGCCAGUUCAGGAAUAUCCUUACAAGCUGACCGCAGAGCUAAAAACCAGAGAAGAAGGGUACACAUGACCCUGGAAUUGCCUUGGAGUGCAGACCGUGCCAUUCAGCAGUUUGGUAGAACGCAUAGAUCUAAUCAAGUUACUGCUCCAGAAUAUGUCUUCCUCAUUUCUGAAUUGGCUGGAGAGCAAAGAUUUGCUUCAAUUGUUGCAAAAAGAUUAGAAAGUUUGGGGGCCUUAACGCAUGGUGACAGGAGAGCAACAGAAUCGAGAGAUCUGAGCCGCUUCAACUUUGAUAACAAGUAUGGAAGAAAUGCUUUGGAGAUAGUCAUGAAAUCAAUUGUGAGUUUGGAUGCUCCAUUGGUUUCUCCACCUCCAGAUUUUCCUGGCGAUUUUUUUAAAGAUGUUCGUCAAGGGUUAAUUGGUGUCGGGCUUAUAAAUGUUGAAGACCGUUCAGGAAUUUUGACUCUUGAUAAAGAUUACAACAAUAUUGGAAAAUUUCUUAACCGUAUUCUGGGUAUGGCAGUCCACCAGCAGAAUGCCCUAUUUCAGUACUUCUCUGACACACUCAGUGCGGUUAUACAGAAUGCAAAGAAAAAUGGCAGAUAUGACAUGGGAAUUCUAGAUCUUGGCUCUGGAGAUGAAAAGGUUUGCAAGGCUGACGUUAAAAAGUUCCUGACACCGGGAUAUUCCACUUCAGGCCAUGUAGAAUUGUACACGAUAAGUGUAGAAAGAGGAAUGUCUUGGGAAGAUGCUACUAAAAUUUGGGCCGAGCAAAUUGGACCUGAGGAUGGUUUUUACUUAUCCCAGCAGAUAAGAAACAACAAGAAAACUGCAAUUUUAGUUAAAGAGAUCAACCCAAAAAAGAAACUUUUUCUUCUGCACAGACCCAAUACUGGAAAGCAGCUGAAACUAGAAACGUUAUCAGACUUGAGAAAGAAAUACAAGAAGGUACCCUCUGAUGAUGCUUAUGCUCACUGGAAAGAACAGUAUACGUCUUCAGCUGAUACAUGUACACAUGCUUAUUGGAGAGGCAACUGUAAGAAAGCAAGCCUAGGACUGGUGUGUGAGAUUGGUCUGCGCUGCCGGACGUAUUAUGUUCUCUGUGGAUCUGUCCUAAGUGUAUGGACUAAAGUGGAAGGAGUUCUAGCCUCAGUGAGUGGCACCAAUGUAAAAAUGCAAAUUGUAAGAUUACGAACUGAAGAUGGACAAAGAAUUGUUGGUUUAAUCAUCCCAGCAAAUUGUUUCUCAUCACUAGUAACAUUGCUGUCAACUUCAGACCAAUCUCAGCAGAUUGCAGUACAGCAGCAGCAUAUGUGGCAACAGCUUCAUCCUCAGAGUAUCAGUAAUUUCAGCACGCUGUAGGAAAUCUGCCCAGUAGAGACUCUGACAUAAUACAGAGGACCUGGAAAUGCUGACAGUGCACACAAAUCAGGGCCAGAUUCCAAAGAAAUUAAGUCUACUUGUGCAUAGGCAGAUGCUCUGUUUUGUUGGACACCUGGACUUUCUAAGUCUUUGUGGCAAUCUGCAAGUUCCUUUAAAGUGGCACAUACAUCUGUUUUGGUUUUCUUUUCUUUGCUGCUUCCCAUCUGUAUUCUUGGCCAAUAAGCAUUUUUUUUUUUCAUUUGGUCCUCUUUAUGGAACUGACUUUUUCUUGAAUGCUGUGCUUCAUUGCUUUCUGUUCAGUUAUUUCCCAUACAGUGCUCAGGGUCUUGGUAAUCAUUUUACAAAGGGGAGUUUUCCCUUCAUGCAUGUACAUUAGCGGUAUGUUUCAUAUACCAAUAUAUGUAUAUAUAAGGUUUUCGUCACUCAUGUAAGGAGGAUGCAUGUUUUCAUAAAUGCACUGUAUUUAAAAAGGGUAUAUUUGUGUUCUUCCCCAUAUUGGUUAAUGCAGCGCAUGUCUCCGAAAGCAUGACUAGACAGACUUGGAAAGUUCAAGUCUACAGGGAACGAUCAGUUCCUCAGCUCCAGUUCUAUAAUUUUAUUUUUACAUAGUAUUUUAAAUAUUUAAGUUGAGUUUUUUUUUCCCUGUGUAAGAUGAUCUUUCAACACAUUUUGCUCUUAAAACUUGUGACCUGUAAUAUUUUAAGUGUAAAAAUGACAUUUUCUAAUGUGCUGCAGAAAGGGGCUUGUGCCUUUUUUUUUUUUUUUUUUUCUCUCCCAGUCACGACAAAGGGGAACAAUACAAUUCCAGAUUUUUCAUUGCUUCUUGUAAUUUAAUAGACAUUUGACUAGUAAACAAAGACACAUCUUGAGUUGUACAAUGUUCUGUAGUUCUCUCAAGGCUCCCUGCUGUGUGUGGUUUUUGCCUUCUCUGUGACUUGAAUACGAUUUACUAUGUUGUAAGACAUUGUAGAGUUUCUUGAGCUGUUUAAAAUGUUAAUGUACAAAUGUGAAUAGCUAUAAUAUGGGUAAGGUUUUUUUUUUUCCUUUCACCUCCAAUAGUACUUGUUUAUAAGGAUGUGAAAAGGACAAUGUUUGUCAUUUCUUGCUUGCACAGGUUGCACUAUUGAACGUUUUCAGACUGUAUAAACCUGUUUAGGGAUGAAGAAGAAGAAGAAAAAAAAAAGAACCCUACAAGGUGUUGAAACCUUGGAAGGAGCAAAUAAAACUCAUUGUACUAAUAUGA
Molecule: messenger RNA, 5840 nt
Organism: Rana temporaria (common frog)
Lineage: Eukaryota; Metazoa; Chordata; Amphibia; Anura; Ranidae
Gene: SBNO1
Product: strawberry notch homolog 1
Exons: 33
Coding region: 350-4576 (1408 amino acids)
Biological process (GO): regulation of DNA-templated transcription
Cellular component (GO): nucleus
Molecular function (GO): histone binding; chromatin DNA binding
Source: RefSeq, a predicted model, not a curated record